AUCUAUUUACAUUAAUGAACAAAUAUUGUAGUAUACAACAUAGCACUCGCAGAUGGGAAUUCGAGCUGAAGACCGGUGCCGACAGUGGCCUGUUGCUGUAUAACACGGGGCAAUCAUCCUACGCCGAUUACCUAGGUAUUGAGCUGCUCGAGGGUAAGAUUCGGCUAUUGAUGAAUAAAGGAAACGGCCCGACCGAGUUGACGCACGGCACUCUGGUGGCUGACGGUAAAUGGCACAGCAUAACCGUGGAUUUCAAUCCGAACGGGCUCGGCAUCGCCGUUGACCGUCACGAGAAAACAAUGGCUCUGCCAUCCGGUGGCAAUCGGUUCCUCGAUCUGGCAGAUACAUUGUACAUCGGCGGCACGGAGUUGAACAAACGCGCUCGGGCCUUGGGCAAGGGCCUUAGAUCCGGCGACGUGAGUUACAAGGGCUGCAUACGCAACAUGAUCCUCGACAACAAGGACCUCGGUUUAGCGGACGUCAAGGUCAGCCAGGGCAUCGUCGUGGGCUGCGUCUGGGGAUAUCCGUGUAUCGAAGCCGAUCCCUGCGUAUCCGGUGCAUCGUGCAUGCAACUGGGUGUCAACUCAUUCAGGUGUAACUGCGACCAGUCGCUGUGCAUCAAGCCGAAUUACGCCGAGGACUACAAGAUCUAUUCGAAUACCACCCUUCCUGUAAAUUUGGAAAUUCUCUCUUUGAGUCCUCUAAUAGUGUUCGAGGGGGAACACGUGUUGGUAACGAGCGAAAACAUCGCGAUGGUACUGGACAUCGCCAAAUACGGCGUGGAAGAAGUUGGUGUCACAUUUACCUUGGUGACACCGCCAACUUACGGAACAUUGGCGUUGGAUCUCCUAACAUCUCGAAAUGAUCACUCCUUCACGUUGCAAGACAUUAAUCGGGAUAAGAUACAGUAUAUGCAUGACGGUAGCGAAACCACAGAGGACAGCAUGAUUCUGGAAUUGACGUUGGUGGCCGGGACAGGCUAUGCGCUUCCAGGAUACCUCCAAGGACGCCUCAGAUUCCCUCUUCACGUUAAUGUCACUCCUGUCAAUGACCCGCCGUUACUCGAGAUCCCGACCGCGAAAGUGCUGCGUCUGGCUCAAGGUACAAGAAAAACACUGACCAAGGAGUUAAUAUGGGCUAUAGACGCCGACACCCCGUCGGAAAUGCUGAUUUAUACGGUUUUACGAGCAGACACCGACGCGGGGCACAUCGAGAGAGUUACUCAUCCGUUUCGACCUAUCGACACGUUCACGCAAGCCGAAUUGAUGCAAGGUCUCAUCGCGUAUGUGCAUCGUGGAAACGCUAAACCGAAUGCAAUGUUGGGUUUACAAGUGAGCGAUGGCAUCGAGAGUAGUCAGCCCGCGUAUCUGCGCGUAUCAGCUUACCCGCUGCAAAUCAAGCUGAUGCACAAUACCGGCCUCAUUGUGGUGCAUCGUUCGUUCUCUUACCUGACACCGGCGAAUCUCUCGUUCGCCACAAACUCGGACGACAACACCAUCGACAUUCGUUACGACGUCGUCUCGCCGCCACAAUUUGGUGUUUUGCAGAAAUUGAAGGACGUAUCCGGCAGUUGGGCGAACGUAGACCACUUUACCAGCCGGGACAUGGAAUUACACAUCGUUCGUUACCUUCAUAACGUCGGCAGCCCUAAUCAGGACGAGUUUAAAUUCCAAGCGAGCGUGCGCGAGGUGAAGACCCAGCAGACCUACGACUUCCGCAUUACUUUCAUCGAUCUCGAGCUGAAGGAGACCAGAAGGGUGCCUAUUAAUCUCACCAAUACGUCGAACGUCACUAUCACGAGCGGCCACUUGAGGUACCAGACGAAUCCGCUGGUUACAACACCAAGUAAGAUCGUCUUUACUCUCAUAACGGGACCAAGAUACGGCAAUUUAUUUCUGUUCGAUCAUAAACUCGUGGCGGCUGAUACCUUCACGCAGGAAGACAUCGAGGCCGAUAGACUGAGCUACCGUCUAUUCAGACGAUCCUAUUCCAAUAUCCUCGACGAAAUAACGUUUAAAGUUAACGCGCCUCAGUGCGUCGAUAUACACGCCAAUUUGAAAGUUCGAUACUAUCUCGGCAAGAACAGCAAACCACUGGAGGGUGCGGAAAACUUGAAAGUUGACGAAGGCUCGAAAGUACCUUUGAGAAUCACACAUGUGAAUCCGAAGGAAUACGGUGUAUCCUCUCUGAUAUACAAUCUCACCAUCAAACCGGAUCACGGUUGGCUCUCCAUCGCAAACAGUUCGAUAUUGCAGGAUCAAAAAAAUGUCUCGUCUUUUACGUUAGAAGACGUAUUGACGCAAACGGUAUAUUAUGUGCACGAUGAUUCCGAGACAAAAGAAGAUUCUUUCGAGUUUGUGGCAACGUCCAUGGAUUCCACGGAUUUUAUGUACGUCGGGAAAUUUCGAAUUGAGAUCAUCAUGAAAAAUGAUAAUCCGCCAGAGCGAACGAUCGAUAGAGUUUUUUACGUCGUGUCGAGAGGCGAAAAACUGUUAACAAACAAGGACCUCGCGUACAUGGAUAAGGACAUUGAUACUAGAACGAGCGAGCUUAUUUACACCAGGAGGGAUGCGCGGAAGAGUGGAUUAUACAGGAUAACUAAUCCCUCGGUACAAAUACGCGAAUUCUCGCAACAAGAUAUCAACGACGGUAUGAUACUUUUCCGGCAUCAGGGAGAUGAACGCGAGAAAAUUGAAUUCGGCAUCACCGACGGUCACUUUUACAGGACUGGUGUUCUUGAAAUUCAAGCCAGCCCGCCGUACAUCAGGUUACGAGAGAGCAACGGUUCGAUCGUCCAGUUCAACAAGUCCGUGGUACUUCAAUCGAAAGAAUUGGAGAUAGAAACGAACGUGUAUGUUUCGGAGAAGGACAUAAAAUACAGUGUAUGGGAAAAACCAAAGUACGGUAAAUUGAUGAAGCACAAUAGAGAGUCGAGCAGUUUUACGGAAGACGAUUUGAAGCACGGUAUUGUGUUAUACAAGCACUUGGGUGGAUCAUUAACAAAAGACACUUUUAGAUUUAAAGUGUUCGUCAAGGGCGCAGAUGCCGAAGGUGUGUUCACAAUCAAGAUCUAUCCAGAGAGCUAUUGGGAAUCGUUGAUUAUUCAAAACAACAAGACGCUGUUCGUCGAGGAAGCCACUAGCAUUCUGCUGAAUCGGAAGAGCCUCGAGAUAAUGCAUCCCAAAAUAUCGCCAACGGAAAUUGUCUAUUUCGUGCGAGAGUGGCCGCGGAACGGCUAUCUAGAACUACAAAUCCACGACGAGCAGAGCGAGGAGGUGAGGGAGGAGUACAGCGGUAACGCGGUGAAGCAUUUCGAGCAGAGUCUGAUAAACGACAAUCGCGUCUUCUACGUUCAAUCGGUGAUGAAUCAGACGAACGAUCGUUUCGUCGUGGACGUUACCAACGGUAUUACGUGGUUGCGCGGUCUAAGUGUGAACUUCGUGGUAGUGCCGGAGAAACUCUACGUCGAGGCGAAGAGCUUCAUCGUGGUGGAGGGGAAAAGCGUGAUACUAAGCGAGACGAACUUCUUAGUUGUGACGCCGUAUUACGCCGGUAAGAUAUCAGAUUAUAGAAUAGUAGAGAAACCGAGGCACGGCACGAUUCUCGAUGCCACGAAGAACACCCAGGUGAAGAAGUUUUCGCAAAAGCAUCUGAACGCUGGGGUCAUACUGUACAAGCACAACGGAGAUGAAUUUUUGAGGGACUCCUUCAGGAUGGUGGUUACCGCUAGUGACAAAGUGAGCGAGCCCUUUGAUGUAUCGAUCAUCGUCCAGCCCGUUAACGACGAGAUUCCCGUGCUAGUGAAUAGAACUAAGCUAAACAUUUGGCAAGGCGGUUCCGUUAUUUUGACGUCGACAAACUUAGCAGCUGCAGACAAUGACACUGCCCCGUACGAUAUAACAUUCAACGUUACUGGAGUGAGAAAUGGAUACAUCUCAUUAAUCACCUCACCCGACGUGGACAUUUAUAAUUUUACACAGAGCCAAAUCAAUGAGUUGCAAGUGAUAUUCACGCAUACGAAUGGAUCUGAUGGCGAAAUAAAUUUCAUUUUAAGCGAUGGUGUACACACAACGAAGUCUUACACAAUUCUGGUCACCACAAAGCCAAUUCGUCUGAACAUCGAACACAAUAUGCCCCUUAAUGUCUUCCCCCUUACUAGGAAAUUAAUAUCAGACAAGCUCUUAUUAACGACGUGUUCUGACGAAGCGAGGGAGAUUAGAUACAUUGUGCGAAAUGGACCCCAUUUAGGCAAAGUUAUAAUGGAGACAAGUGAAGGGGUGUGGCUUGAGGUCGAGCGAUUUACUCAGAAAGAUAUAAACAAUAGUAAAGUAAUUUACGAGCACACCAAGCAGUUCAUGGACCUUACGGCCAAUGACUCUUUCACAUUCGACGUCGAAACACACUUCGCUGGAACUUUAACAAAUCAGGUUUUCCAAAUAGAUAUAUCAGUUUCGAGCGGAGGCUUAGAUCGAUAUAUUUCCACGAAAAACGUGAGAGUCAUUGAGGGUGGCUCCGCGGAGGUCGUCAUGAAUAUAAGCGGCAUCGUGUCAUUUCUACAAAUUAACGCCGGCAUCCCGAAUCCGGUGGUAUUGUCGAGAUUGGUUCACCAACCUAGUCAUGGACACGUGAUGUUACUACCCGAUUUAAACGUGACCACUUUUUCGCAACCGCAAAUCGAGGGCGGAAAAAUCGCUUACUAUCACGAUCACUCGGACACCCUGGAAGAUCGCAUUCAAUUCUCGCUGCACUUGACACCCGGCCACGUAUUACUUUGCAACACCAGCAUUCCCGUCGUCGUCGAGCCGAUCAACGAUCAGCCUUUCAAACUCGUCACCAACAAUCCGUACCUCAAGGUCGUGCAAAAUCAAAAUCAGACCAUCACCCGGGAGAACCUUUUGACCACCGAUCCUGAUACUCCGCCGGAAGAAAUUAUAUACGACGUGAUUUCAGGGCCGACAUUCGGUAGAUUACUGCUUUUGCCAUUUGAUCAAAACACCUCGGAGGUGCGCCCGGUGGAGAAGUUUACCCAAUACGACGUGGACUCUAAUCGAAUGGUAUACGAACACAAUGGCACGUUACAAACCGCUUCUUUCUACUUCAGAGUCUGGGAUGGCGUCUACAAUCCGAUCUAUAGGGUUUUCAAUAUCCACAUUUUAGCUAUACGACUGAAUGUGACGGUAUCCGGUCCGGUAAAUUUGCAGCAAGGUUCAAACGUGGCGCUUAUCACGGAGAACGAUAUUAAGCUCGAUACGAACGCGCGUCAAGAUUUGGUGACUUACGAGAUUACGACGCAUCCGAAACACGGAAUAUUGUACGUACGGGACGGCGCUGCAGCGACGUUCAAGCAGACCGAUCUGCUGUCGAAAAGCGUGAUGUUCAUGCAGACCGAUAUGACAGUGUCGAACGACAGCUUGGAAAUGUCGGCGCGAUUGAGCGGUUUCGAGCAGAAGCACAUACGCGUAGAGAUCAAGGUCGUGCCUCUCAUGAUCAUGAACUCGAUGACGGCGUUGGCGGGCGAAAAGAAUCGAAUAACCAUACAAUAUCUGGACGCGACUCCUCUAGCGAAGUUAAUUCCAGUUAGGACCAGCAAUCCCCUUUACACCGUCGUGAGGAAGCCAAAAUACGCGAAGAUCAAGAGGAUCAUCAGGAGCUCCUCGUCGUCCGGCGAGAAGAGAGGCGCGCGCGAGCGAGAAGUGACGCGUUUCUCACACCAGGAGAUUAUCUCGGGAGUGAUAUAUCUGGUAUGCAGAAAAAUACCGUCGAUAGACGGUGUCGCGGACAGCUUCAGCUUCACUCUCGCGGCAUCCAUCUUCCAGCCGGCCGUGGGCGACUUUGAAUUUCACAUUAAGCUCGACAUAGACGACGACAAUAUCACACUGGGCGGUCCAAUGGAUCCGGUCGGUCACGAGGGCGAGAUGGCGAUCGCGCCGAACAUGAGCAACGAUUAUCUGCUGAUCCUCGGCAUGUUGCUCGGCGUGUUCCUUCUCGGAGUGGUCGUGAUCAUCACGAUCAGGUGUCGGCACAACAAAUACAAGCACGCCGAGGAGGAAAAACCGGAGACCACGCCUGCCGUCGGGGUGAUGCCACUUCCCAGACCUCCGGAUCAUUUGAUGCCCGCCACUCCACACCUCAAGCCUUUUAGUAACGAUCACAACAGCGUGACGGCCAGCACGCCUUUGCCGAUGUUGCCCUCGACAUUACCGCAGUGUAAGGUGAUACCCUUGAGCCCUCUGGAAAGCGGUUCGGAGGUCGACGUGUCCGCAAGAUAUCCCUACGGCGUGGCGGACGGCGAUGAAUGGAGUAGCUUCGACACUUCCGAUCUACCCUGCCAGUCGGCCACAACUCAAAGGACCAAGAAGAACCCGUUGCUGAGGAGGGAUCAGUACUGGGUCUAGCAGGAGAGAAACACGUUGCGGUUUACGCGAAGUAAGCCGUAGCGACUCUCGACGUAUUUCAUACGAAAAUUGUUCGAAAUUGUACGAGACUAUCGUGGAUAUCAUGGACUUAAUGUGCCUAAGAAAAGUGAAAUCUGCGACGAAGUUUUACAGAGAUCGUUCGUUGAAGCCCGAAAUUAUCGCGCCAAACGUGUAUCGAAUAAUAGUGAACUGACACUCGAUGAUUGUCAGCGUCCGAUCUCGAUAUAGCAGCCGAUAAUUGGAAAAGCAAAGGAACUCUUAGAUUAUUGGAGAGACCUAUGAAUCGAAACCUCGAUGAUUAAUAAUUCGCGAUCCGGGAUAGUUCGCAGUGUCUCGUGUACUAUUAGCCUAAAACAGGAUAUAAGCAGGAAAUCUAGAUCUUCUUGAAUGUCACGACUAUCGCCGCUAUCACGAGCUCAAUGUGCCUAAGAAAUGUCUGACUCUGCUGACAUUCUUUCCAUUAAUCACAACAUGUCGAUUUUUCGUAUAUGUCCACACUACGCCCCCUUUCUUCCGGCGGAUCGAGAUAAAUUCGAUCGACUGAAAAGGCAGACCGAUUGUUCACUGAAGCAAGAUUUUUAUGACGAACUCAAUUCUGGUCUAAGCGAAAAAGUCCGUCGGUUUACUGACUCGUUCUAGAGUACAGAUUUUUCAGAAAAAAUUUUUGUGUUCCUUUACCUCCUUCCAUUUUUACACCUUUUGUAAAAAUCUAGGAUAGUAAGAUCGUUAUAUAAAAGUGGCAUUUAUCGAUCCCUACUGUCGUAAGUUCCACAUAAAAAUCGAAGCAUCAAGACUUAAAAAAAAAAACGGAACUUUCGUUUUAAAGCUAUAAACAAAGGAAACAUCGAGUAAUCGGGUUAAUACAGGAACUUUGUGACACUGUAUCGUACAAUGAUCAAAUAUAUACAAUGUAAUCGAGAAUAUGUAUGUUCCUGUUACUUGUUACUUGCCACCAAAGAACGCAAACAAAAUGCAUUUAUAUUAAUAGCUAUACUCGAGUUUCGACAUAUCUUUUUAUACCGUCGUACUGUGUACAAGUCAAACUCUCAUUUUGCCUUUUAUAUAGAUCUCGCAUGCGAUCAUUUCAUCCUAUCGAUAUCCCGACUGUUUUGAUGUUGCUCAUAUCGUGCAAAUAAACGUUAAUUAAUAAGACAAUUAACAUUUUGUCCGGCGAAAUGCAGGAAGAUCUCGAGUUGCUCUUUUUACGACAAUAUAAUAACACGUAUUUUAUCUUUAUGUAGCGAUAUGCAUUGAAUUACGGUUGUCUUGUUAAAAAUGUGCCAUAACAGCAGAUUAAUAAUUUUUUCUGAAU
Molecule: messenger RNA, 7728 nt
Organism: Wasmannia auropunctata (little fire ant)
Lineage: Eukaryota; Metazoa; Arthropoda; Insecta; Hymenoptera; Formicidae
Gene: kon
Product: chondroitin sulfate proteoglycan 4
Exons: 8
Coding region: 15-6395 (2126 amino acids)
Source: RefSeq, a predicted model, not a curated record